GUCUCGUGUUUCUAUUCUCUUCUUACUCCGUACAGUGUGCAUCUCCCGGUGGUCUGGGUACUGGCUCCAAUUUCGAUAUCCGACUUGGAUGUUCAACUAGACGGGAUUAAACACACCACGGUCCAAGAUGUCAGCCACUAGUACAACCAGCAGUAGCACCUCAACGACCACAAUUCCCCUGACUACCGUCUUCACACCACCAACACAAUGCGCGACUGAUUGGCAGUACGAACCGUCCGCCUACAACGACAAACUAAAUGGCUUGCUGUUGCAAAAUGUCGUCUCGGUUGUCAGUUCCUGUUUCCCGACCGGGUUCGCCAUGUCGGGAAGAGCCCAAGUACCCCAGGUCUACAGCCCGGGUUGGUGUCCAGUGGGCUACACCUCCGCGGAUGUACACAUUGACGGGAAGACCACUUCGGCCGUUUGCUGUUACUCAGACUAUUCGUAUUAUACCUCGACAAUGUUAUAUUCCGACUUGCCCUCGGCCAUCUACGCAGGAUGUCUCAGCACUCUCCCAUCGUCUAGCUCCACCAUCGUCUCCGUCCGCGAUCCAAAGUCGAACCAAGGAACACAGGUCUCGGGACCAUUGACCAUGUGGGCACAACCCAUCUCCAUCCAACUCCAAGCAACAGACUCUAGCUUGUUCGUAUCCGCAACCACCACGGGUGCCGACCCACCCAGCACCGACACCGGAGCAACCGCAACAUCGACCUCAGACUCAGCCGCAUCAGAUUCCGGGUCAAGCGGCCUAUCGACAGGAGGGAAGAUCGGUGUUGGCGUUGGUGUCGGUGUCGGCGCCCUCGCCAUCUUUGCUCUGCUCGCAUUUUGGUUCCUCCGCCGUCGCGCUGUCAGCAAGAAGAACGCCGCUCCUGAUAUGGCAGCAGCUGCCGCACCUGCAAACACGCAUCCUUAUCCAAGCCAAGGCGCAGCGCCUUAUUACGGUCCUGUUCCUGCUGCUAGGUCGGAAUUAGAGAAUACGUCCACGAAAUUCACGCCGCAGCCACCGCCGGCUGAGUUGCAAGGAGACAACAGGAGACAUAACCACAUUGCAGAGCUUUCUGGAUGAUUGAGUUUUACAUUAUGUAUAUAUACCCAUGUUUCUGAGUUUCUUUCUCGUGUCAAGCUCUAUUAUCCUGUAAUAAUUAAUGUCAUGUACAUACGUUAGAAUGAUUGCAUUGGGCGCUUCUCACUGGCAAUAGCUCACUUGACCAAUUGAGGACCUGUAUUAUCAUCGGCAAGCUCUGCCGGGAUUUAGUAGAAGAGAUGUAGCCAAGAUAUUGAGGGCAACUGUCAGACAAACCAUACCACAUGCACAACCAGUGAGAAGGCAUAAAAUUGUGCAUACA
This is a messenger RNA of Aspergillus ruber CBS 135680, 1346 nucleotides long. RefSeq lists its product as uncharacterized. NCBI's taxonomy places the organism in Eukaryota, Fungi, Ascomycota, Eurotiomycetes, Eurotiales, Aspergillaceae. The transcript has 2 exons. Bases 128 to 1066 code for a protein of 312 amino acids. The record is from RefSeq and is a predicted model, not a curated record.